GAUAGAACAAAAUCGAAAACUCUGUUUUUUUUCUUGAUUCGAUCAACAAUCGUUGAAAAGAUGCACAGAGGAAUCGAAGUUAUGUCACCAGCAACAUAUCUAGAGACAUCAAACUGGUUGUUUCAAGAAAACAGAGGAACCAAAUGGACAGCUGAAGAAAACAAGAAAUUCGAAAACGCUUUAGCCUUUUACGACAAAGAUACUCCUGACAGAUGGUCCAAAGUCGCUGCCAUGCUUCCCGGAAAAACCAUCGGAGAUGUGAUCAAACAAUACAGAGAGCUUGAGGAAGACGUUAGCGACAUCGAAGCAGGUCUUAUACCAAUCCCUGGCUACGCUUCGGAUUCAUUCACACUCGACUGGGGAGGCUACGACGGAGCCGGUGGUAACAAUGGGUUUAACAUGAACGGUUAUUACUUCUCCGCCGCCGGAGGAAAGAGAGGAUCCGCCGCACGAACGGCGGAGCAUGAGAGGAAGAAAGGUGUUCCAUGGACAGAAGAAGAACACAGACAAUUUCUCAUGGGUCUAAAGAAAUAUGGAAAAGGAGAUUGGAGAAACAUAGCUCGUAACUUUGUGACCACAAGAACGCCAACGCAAGUCGCAAGUCACGCUCAAAAGUAUUUCAUACGUCAAGUCAACGGUGGCAAAGACAAACGCCGAUCAAGCAUCCACGAUAUCACCACCGUCAACAUCCCCGACUCUCCUGACGCUGCAGCCGCGGAUAACGCAACCGCUAACGCACCUUGCUCGCCGCCAUCAAUAGGAGGAAGCCAGCGGGAAACGUCGGAAUGGGAAGGUCAAACACUAUACGAUGAAACAGCGGCUGCGUUUUAUAAUCAAAACGCGUUUUCAGAAUCGCUACUUGGAAUGUCUUCGACGCCGUACAUGGCUAAACUGCAAGAGCAGAGUUUUCUGAACGCAUCGCAAUUCGAAUCGUACAAUGCGUAUCUCCAAAUGUAGCACAAGGUGAAGAUCUCGGAGAAGUUACGAGUUAUAUAAUCAUUAAUAAUUUUUACUAUUUUUG
Molecule: messenger RNA, 1021 nt
Organism: Arabidopsis arenosa
Lineage: Eukaryota; Viridiplantae; Streptophyta; Magnoliopsida; Brassicales; Brassicaceae
Source: the annotation of a GenBank genome assembly